Molecule: messenger RNA, 1385 nt
Organism: Hippocampus comes (tiger tail seahorse)
Lineage: Eukaryota; Metazoa; Chordata; Actinopteri; Syngnathiformes; Syngnathidae
Gene: vta1
Product: vesicle (multivesicular body) trafficking 1
Exons: 8
Coding region: 136-1059 (307 amino acids)
Biological process (GO): late endosome to vacuole transport via multivesicular body sorting pathway
Cellular component (GO): multivesicular body
Source: RefSeq, a predicted model, not a curated record
CGAGCAGUCGCGGGCUAGCCACCACCACCACCACUAACAACAACAAGAACAAGAACAAGAACAGGAGGCGGAAGAGAGGAUCAACAAGAAGAAGCCGUCCGUGUUUUCGAGCUCGGUGGGUCGCUCGCGGAUGCCAUGGCGGCACCGGCCCAGCUCAAAGCAGUCCAGCACCACUUGCGCACCGCCCAAGAACACGAGAAGCGCGACCCCGUGGUGGCCUACUACUGCCGGCUGUACGCCAUGCAGACGGGAAUGAAGCUGGACAGCAAAACGCCCGAGUGCCGCAAGUUCCUCGUCAAGCUGAUGGACCAGCUGGAGUCGAUGAAGACGGAGCUGAGCGACGACGACUCCAUCACUCAGGAGGUGGUGGGCAACGCCCACAUCGAAAACUACGCCCUCAAGAUGUUCCUCUACGCCGACAACGAGGACCGAGCGGGACGAUUCCACAAGAACAUGAUCAAAUCCUUCUACACGGCCAGUCUGCUGCUGGACGUCCUGUCCGUCUUCGGAGAGCUGUCGGAGGAGAACAUCCAGCACAGGAAGUACGCCCGCUGGAAGGCGGCGUACAUCCACAACUGCCUGAAGAGCGGCGAGACGCCCGAGGCCGGACCCAUCGGCAUGGACCUGGACCAGGAAGCAGCAGAUGAAGACGAAGGCUUCUCGGGCCUCGCGCUCUCCCAGGGCGGCUCCUUCCGGGGCGGGGGCGCGGCUUCCUCUCAAGACGCGGGCGGGGCCGCGGCGCCGGGCAUCGGCUUCGCCGGCGGCUCGGAAUCGGGGCCUUCCGGACCCCCCGGCAACGUCCGCGUCCCCCCCGGAGCGCACGCCCCGGCCAACACGCCGGCAGACUCCGUCAAGCCGGUGCCGAUGCCCAGGACCGCCGUCGACCCCGACCUCUCUGGCGGCCAGCGGCAAGGUGACGUGCGCCUCUCGGCCGAAGACUUCACCAAGGCCCAGAAGUACUGCAAGUACGCCGGCAGCGCCCUGCAGUACGAGGACGUGCCCACGGCCGUCCACAACCUCCAGAAGGCCCUCAAGCUGCUCACCACCGGAAAAGAAUGACGCCUUUGUUCGGCCGGCCCCCGUCUCUCCGCGCCAUCUCAUCGGCUUUGACGGAGACGGGGGCUCGACAAUGGGCGCCUGUGUGCGCCCGCUGCCGGUCUCGAUGACAAAAAGCCGCCGAACGGGGCUUCCCGCCACAGGGGGCGCCGCGCUCCUCUCGUUUUGUCAACGCGCCCGUGCGUUGUCUCAUUGCGCAACGUCGGCGACUGCGCGCGCGCUCGUCGUCCUUCUUCCGAGCUAAUGACUUGCCGGCCCGAUGAGUUGUUUGCAACGGAUGUUGCCGUGACGAAGAUCCCAAUACAUCCAAUUAAAUUGUUUGCACUUGU